UUCGAAAAUGUUUUGUUGGAUACUCGGGUUGGUGUUGUGAUCUCGUGUUCGCCGCUGGUGCUAUUAUGUUUCCAUCUAAAAUCUGAUAGUCAUAGUAGCGAGCGGCUGGGGUUUCGAGGCAGAUCUUAGCUCUAACCACUAUAUACUCUGGAAGAAGUCCAAACUGGCAAUAGCCUAAGAAAAUCGGUUGCUGAAUCAUCAGCGUCAUCAUCAAAACCAGAGCAAAACAAUUAUUGGCUGGAGGCCGUCGAAUCAACGGUGGCUGGGAAACAGAAACGAGUCAAAUUCAAGACUUUUACUUUAGUCUGUAAUUAUUUGAAAAGUUUUUAAAAAGUGCAAUAAAUCAUCGAUAUACCACUGUGCUAACAAUUUACCGCAUUUUUCGGGAAGGUGUUUAAUGGAGAACGGUCUAUGAAUUUGGUGGAACUUUGAAUGCCGCGAAUAGCUCAAUGGCAUAGUGUUCAAUUGAACAGUGUCUUGGCGUGUUUGGGUUAGAUACAUUGUGGAACACUGACUGAUAAUAAGCAAGAGCGGUAGAGUGGAGUUUAUCCCUUAAUCUGCAUUAUCAAGGGUGUGAACAGGUGAUAACGCAAGUGUUCUUGUGGUUUUUUUCAACGUUGCUGGCGUCGCAAUUGAUUCUCGUAUUUCGUUAGUGAAAGGGAAACCAUUGGAUAGAAUACCAGAAACGUACAAAAACUAGGUGUGUGGCUGCGUUUCAUUGGGAAAUCGGAUUAACACGUUCUUGGAUACGCAGAUAUCUACGUUAAAACAUUGGCAUCAACAAUGAUGGAAAACCGACCUAAGCUAUUAAUCAAUCGCAACAAUUUAUUGAGCGAGAAGAGUCCACCACCAUCAAAACUUUUACUGAAUCAUGGAAAACCAAAUUUUACCAUAGUGAAAUCAUCAAAAAUCAUUUCUCCACCACCAACCGAGGAAAGUAUUUUUUCUGGAACAGAUCUGAAACCGAGUGCAUUGAAAAGAAGGUCACCACCAAAAGUUAUCCAUAGCAACGGGUCAGUGAAUGGAUCGACAAAUGGUUCGGCCUCAAGCGAUGAAUUCCUCAGAUUGCAUAAGAAAAUUGGAGGAAAGAACUUCGAUGAAAUUGACAACAAUAAUGUCAUCAAUUGUCCUAGCAUGAAUGGUAAUCCAAGUGUUGCUGUCGCGAAGGAGAGCCCACAUGCAGACCAACAUUUUGCUACUUUACAGAGGAAUUGUAUCUUAACUCUCAAGCAUCCAAGCGAAACCAAUGGUUUUACGAAUAAAUCUGAUAUCGACAAUCAAAUGAAUGGAACCGCACUGAAGUCUCCUACUCCAGAAAAGCCAUCCACACCAGAGAAACCAGAUUUUUUGAAACAAUCCACUCCGAGUCCAGUAUCCAGAAGUCCACCGCCUUUAUCAAAGCAAAAUUCCCCCUUUAAUCAAUCCAUGGAAAGCGUGACUAGCCCCUCCGCUGUGAAUUUUGAACAGAGAACUGUUGUUUCUUUUUCACGGGAUCUAUCUGUUACCCCAAAUAGAUAUCCAGAUACCGUGAAAACAACGAAAACCGUAGAUGCUAAUGGUGGAAUUAGUUCGUUGCCAAAAGAAUUUGCAUCACUGAAAUUUGAAAUUGCCCCUGAUGGGGAGUUGAUUCGGCCGGUGAAGAAAAAUGCCGCUUGAAUGUAUUAUGAUUUCGAAGAGGAAUUGUUUAUAAGAAAUGUUGAAAAGUUGCACGAGAAAUCUGCAAUCGUGAAGUAUGCAUGUGAUAUAUGUUAUAUAAUAACCCUUGGCCGAGCCAAGUGGAUAUCCUUAUGGUAGCGCUGGAAUACCCAUCCUUGAUACAAACUAAAUAUUUAGUUAUUUAUUGAGUAUCAUGAAUGUCUAACCGUCAGGUGAAAGCACUCUUGGAUGCAGUGCUCAGUCACCGAAUUAUGAAUACAUAAAGUAAGCCUUAUGGAAAUAUCAAUCUAUCUUCUACAAGGAUCCAAUUCUUAACAAAAAUGAAAUUUAUGCCGAUAAUUGCUUUUUAGUUGCGAGAAGAAAUUCUACCUCGGGAACAAUAUUCUUCAUUCACCAUGGAUUAAAUACUGGAUACUUUAAGGUUCUUGAUUUGCAUUGCUUCGACUCAGCAUUUGGACGUCAUAUUAAAUGUGGAUCAAACUAUCUGAGAUGCGAUUGUUUUGAGAACUAGCACUUACGCUUUUUUAUGGCGGAAGGACUAUAUUUUUUGGUGGAUUAGCUUUACUAGCGUCAGUUUUUAAUGCUUGCAUAGAUAUGAAAACAAAUCAUGACACUGUUUUUAUCAGAGAAAACAGAAAUUUAAAUUUAAUAUUUCUAUUUUAAGAAGCAGCAAUCUUUUGUAUAUCUGUUUUGAAAUAUUAUCUUAUUGGAGUUUUAAAUGGCUGAAUACUUUUGGAACUAUAAAGGAUUAAUUUAGCGCUUGAAAAACUUAUAAUCUAUAAGCAAUCUAUAGAAUUUCAAACUAAGAAUAUUAAGAUGUGCAAUUAUUAAUGAAUAUAAAAUUUUUAAUAAAAUCGUUAGAAAAAA
This is a messenger RNA of Hermetia illucens (black soldier fly), 2523 nucleotides long. RefSeq lists its product as uncharacterized. The coding region runs from base 784 to 1656 and encodes 290 amino acids. The transcript has 2 exons. NCBI's taxonomy places the organism in Eukaryota, Metazoa, Arthropoda, Insecta, Diptera, Stratiomyidae. The record is from RefSeq and is a predicted model, not a curated record.